Guillardia theta CCMP2712 is the source of this 2634-nucleotide messenger RNA. RefSeq lists its product as hypothetical. The record is from RefSeq and is a predicted model, not a curated record. Gene Ontology annotation, cellular component: membrane. The coding region runs from base 1 to 2634 and encodes 877 amino acids. The transcript has 10 exons. Lineage: Eukaryota; Cryptophyceae; Pyrenomonadales; Geminigeraceae. Gene Ontology annotation, molecular function: protein binding; ligand-gated monoatomic ion channel activity.
AUGUCAAUGAGGGAGAUGUUUUAUUCGACCAUUCUCUUUAUCCUGUUCGCUCAAGUUUCCGAUGCAUCGAGAGGUUUCUUCGGCCAUGACUCUCACGCGCUCCCCAUGGACUCCUUCCUCAAUGUGAGGGAAGUCAGACGGACGUACGGCAACGGGAGGCUCUCCGGGCUCACCAUGGAGCUCUUCGACACGCUCUCCAAGGAGCUGGGCUGCAGCUUUCGCUUCCUGUACCCCUGCCUGCGCUCAGAGUUUUACAGCUCGGGCGUCUGCUCACAGCCAUCGCCGGACCUGGCCUUCCAGAUGCUGGGAGAGAGCUCUGAGUGUAAGGCCGACGCCUGUCCUGCCGGGUUCUAUCGCAAGGGCUGUGGCAACCAGGAGCUCGGGUUCUGUGUGCGAUGCGACGUCUGUGCUCCUGGCAUGUACCGUGUUGGAUGCUCCAACCUCAGCCCUGGACAGUGUGUCAGCUGCCCUGCCAACACCACCGCGUCCACCUACGACUACAGGGACCAUUGUGCUCCGUGCUCGGCCCCCUGCUCGGGAGCGACCCCGGUAGAAGUGAAGGGCUGCACAACUACUCAGGACAGGUUGUGCAUGAAGAUCGUACAGACGAGCCUUUCCUGCUCUAGCACUCAGUACAUUACAACUGGCGAGAACGUCUCCUGUGUCGGCUGCGCUCCUUGCCCGUCGGGUUUCUACCGAGCUGGGUGUGGAGGAGAUCAGCCGGGAACCUGCAAGAGCUGCCCUACUGCCACCUACAACACAGACAACUCUACGUAUGCGACCUCUUGCCUGUCUUGUCUGGACUCUCCCUGCCCUCAAGGGACCUGGAGGAAAGGAUGCUCUGGAGGUUCACAGGGUGAGUGUGUAGCGUGCUCGACCUGCCCAGCUGGCGACUUUCGGCUGGGGUGCGGAGGGAUAUCAGAGGGAGGGUGUGUGCAGGUGGAGGGAUCGUUCUUCGGAGGGUCGAAGUUCAACAACGUGACGGGAGUGGUCGACGACGAGGUUCUUUGCCCCAACAACCAAUGCCUGACCGCAGGGGCGCACAAGAUCGUGAAUACCCGCCUGACGAACUUUGACAUGACCGUUGGGUACAUGUCAAGAGGUUUCCGACUGGUGGUCAAGAAGAAGGAAGUACCGGCAGACCUCAUGGCAUGGGCGCAGCCCUUCUCCUACGUGCUGUGGAUCUGCAUCCUCAUUGAGGUGCUGGUAGCUGCCGCCUGCCUGAUCGUCAGCGAGGGCAAUGGGAAGAACGAGUCGAUCCCUAGCAGGCUGUUCAAGGAGAUUCAGACGUCAAUCUACUGGUCGUUCAGCGUCAUUCUCGGAGCGGCGGACCUGGUCAUGGAGACGAACCCAGGGCGGACAUUGUUCAUGGGUCAGCUGAUCUUUGCUAUCAUCCUGCAGGCCGUCUACACCGGCAACCUCGCCAGCUUCCUGGCCAACAUCAACACGGAAACGGCUCUCGAUAGGGUAGAGGACCUCUUUGACACUAGAUCCGCCAAGUACCGCCCGACCACCCGCGUCUGCUACCUCACUUCCGACAUCUCAGUCAAGGCCUAUCUCGACUCUGAAAGCUCCAAGUUCCCCUCCGCCAAGUUCAUCUCGAUCCCCGCCCCCUCCCUUAUGGACUGCCUGAUGAUGGUGUACCGAGAGGAUGCUGAUUGCACCUUCUACGAUGGGCCUGUCGUGCUUGACAGCAUAGCGCAAGACUUCUAUGCUAAAGGCCUCUGCGGCAGCCCGGGAGGCUUCUGCUCAGACCCUUCCUACACUGACGAGGCCUCCUGCCUCUGCUCCUCUGCCUCAGCAGACGCUACUGGGACCCCGCAAACUUGCGUCAGCACGGGGAACCAGUGGACCCCGGUGUGGGGGGAGCUGGUGCUCGUGGGAGAUGCCUUCAAGCCCUUUGGGUAUGGGGUGGGUUUCCGGGCCGACAAGGGCCAGCUGGGGUCGAGCAGGCUGCCAUGGCACUUUCCACUUUCUCAGGUCCUGCUGGAGCAGCGCAAGUCCGGGGUGAUCAGCAUGUUGGAACACAAGUACAUCCCCGAGAUCGGGAAUCUUCAGUGCUCUGCCGCCGCCUCUGCUGCAAACGUGCUGGACGUCGUGAACGUUCUCGGGCUCGUCAUCAUCGUCAUGGGCAUCUACGUGAUUGGUAUCGUCGUCUUCUUUUACAAUCAGAUCGAAUUGUUCUUCUUCCGUACCUUCCCUUUCCUUGCCAGCAAGGAGUUCAAGGAGCAACAAGCGCAAGCAGAGGAGGAGGAGGAGGAGGAAGAAGAGGAAGAGCCGAGGAUAUCGUUCGAAUACAUCGAGACGGACUGCAACCAAGAGCAGGUUGAGAGUGACGGUGACGAGGACCAGCACGAAGUCCAUCAGAAGCUGUCCAAACUUUCUCGACAGCUGUCGGAGAUUGAGGCGAACAUCUUAAACUCUGCGAGAUCAAAGGGCCUACUUUUAGAACCUGCAGGCCAGGAGGAAGAAGAUAUCUUUGGUCUCUUCAACAAAGGUUUCCAAGAUCUGACAUCAAACAUAAUGAGUCAAAUCGAACCCAACAGUAGCAGCAGCAAGGCGAGGGAGAACGGAAGCGUUAAGAGAAGAGCAGCUAGCAAAGUGAACGGCGAGUUUGUAUUUCCAGGCAUGUGA